Molecule: messenger RNA, 1086 nt
Organism: Danio rerio (zebrafish)
Lineage: Eukaryota; Metazoa; Chordata; Actinopteri; Cypriniformes; Danionidae
Gene: mrps16
Product: mitochondrial ribosomal protein S16
Biological process (GO): translation
Cellular component (GO): mitochondrial matrix; mitochondrion; ribosome
Molecular function (GO): structural constituent of ribosome
Source: RefSeq, marked provisional
AUGUUGUUGACUUUCUUUAUGUAGUUGGCUUUAUUUGGGCGAUACUUCAAAACAUAAUAUUUAUAUUCCCUAACAAUUCUACAUGCAGUUACCGAAUUUAUAAGAGAAUCUGUCAAUAAUGGUCCAUUUAUCAUCUUUCCUGCUCAAGAAGUACCACGGCGGGCAUGUGGUCAUCAGGCUGGCUUUAGGAGGUGCCACUAACAGACCUUUCUACCGUAUUGUAGCAGCUUAUAAUAAACGGGCAAGAGAUGGCAAAUACCUUGAGCAGGUGGGCUCAUACGACCCUCUCCCAAACGUACACAACGAAAAACUCGUCGCAUUCAAUUAUGAAAGAAUCAAGCAUUGGAUUGCAUGCGGAGCCCAUACGACAAAACCAGUGGCCAAACUUCUGGGAUUGGCUGGAUUUUUCCCUUUGCAUCCGAUGACAAUAACAGAAGCGGAGCGGAGACAGAAAGCAGCUUCAAGAGAAGAAGUUAAAACAGACAGUCAGGAGGAGGUGGAGCAGUGAAACCAACAGAAGAACUCUUAAUGCAAAAUCAAGUGUUCAUGUUUUUGUUUUUUUUUGUUGCGCAUCAGUAGUUAUAAUGAACAUUGUAUUUCUGUAUUUUGUUUUUUAAACAAAGAUGUCGUUUUUUGACUAUAAACAUCAGCAAGUUAAACUUCAGACAUUCAGACACUGCUUGAUGAAGGUUUCUAUGUUAAAUAAUACUAUAGAAAUCAAAACUAAGGCAACUGAAAGUGAACUCUGUAAUCAUUAAACCAUUGCAAACUCACUUUAUCCAGUCGUCGUUCAUCACUGAAGACAAAUGAUCGACUAGCAAAAAGAAAUUAAUGAAUGAUUUAACCUGAGGAACUCAUACUGAUAUUCAAAACACACAUUCUUCCUUGUUUCAUCUCAGGUCAACUGAUCAAAACCUAUAAAUGUUUGCACACAAUUGCGUAACUCCUUUACAGCAAGCGAUGUGCUGAUGUAUCUCAACUAUACACCCAUGCACUGGUAUUAAAUCAUAUUUAAUAUUCGUCAGAGAGCUCAAAUUCUGAGGUAAGCUCAUGAAAUGCAAAGGUAAUAAAUGAGUUAUGAGCCAA